This is a messenger RNA of Oncorhynchus tshawytscha (Chinook salmon), 3964 nucleotides long. RefSeq names its product ER degradation-enhancing alpha-mannosidase-like protein 3. Gene Ontology annotation, cellular component: membrane; endoplasmic reticulum. Gene Ontology annotation, molecular function: calcium ion binding; mannosyl-oligosaccharide 1,2-alpha-mannosidase activity. Gene Ontology annotation, biological process: mannose trimming involved in glycoprotein ERAD pathway; carbohydrate metabolic process; endoplasmic reticulum mannose trimming. The transcript is spliced from 20 exons. The coding region runs from base 1 to 2589 and encodes 862 amino acids. The record is from RefSeq and is a predicted model, not a curated record. NCBI's taxonomy places the organism in Eukaryota, Metazoa, Chordata, Actinopteri, Salmoniformes, Salmonidae.
AUGGGUGCAAAGCUGUUUUGCUGGCCACAGGGUUCUCCUGGCAUUGCCAUGAUGCUGAGAGCCCUACUCCUUACAGGCCUUCUUAGCUGGGCCAAUGGCCAGGAAGGUCAGGCCAUGUUACCAGAAGAAAAGAGCAAAAUCAGGGACCAGAUCGUUGAGAUGUUCGAUCAUGCCUAUGGCAGCUAUAUGAAAUACGCGUACCCAGCGGACGAGCUGAUGCCCCUGAGCUGCAGGGGGAGGGUGCGUGGUCUGGAGCCCAACAGGGGAGACAUCGACGACUCUCUGGGGAAGUUCUCCCUCACUCUGAUUGACACCCUGGAUACUCUGGUGGUGUUGAACAAGCUGGACGAGUUUGAGGAUGCGGUGAGGAGGACGUUGAGGGAUGUCAGGCUGGACAACGAUGUGGUGGUGUCUGUGUUUGAGACCAACAUCCGAGUCCUGGGGGGCCUGCUGGGGGCGCAUACGAUGGCAGACAUGCUCCGUCAGCGGGGGAAGAGGAUGCAGUGGUACAGAGAUGAGCUGCUCCACAUGGCCAAGGAGCUGGGCAACAGACUGCUCCCUGCCUUUAACACCACCAGUGGCCUUCCCUACCCCAGGGUAAACCUGAGGUACGGGGUCCUUAAUCCCCUGUCACGCACAGGCACUGAGUCGGACACCUGUACAGCCUGUGCAGGGACCAUGAUUCUAGAGUUUGCUGCUCUCAGUCGGCUGUCUGGGGAGGCCGUGUUCGAGGAGAAUGCUAGGAAGGCCCUGGACGUCCUGUGGGAGAAGAGACAGAGAGGAAGUGACCUCGUGGGCACAGUCAUUAAUAUCCACAAUGGUGACUGGGUCCGCAGGGACAGUGGUGUGGGUGCUGGCAUUGACUCCUACUAUGAGUACCUGAUGAAGGCUUAUGUUCUGCUGGGAGACAACGUUUACCUGGAGAGGUUCAACACUCAUUACAGAGCCAUCAUGAAGUACAUCAGCCAGCCUCCGCUGCUGCUCAACGUGCACAUGCACAACCCCACGGUCAGCGUCCGCAGCUGGAUGGACUCCCUACUCGCCUUCUUCCCCGGCCUGCAGGUUCUGAGAGGAGACCUAAAGCCAGCCAUAGAGACCCAUGAGAUGCUCUACCAAGUCACCAAGCAGCACAAGUUUCUCCCUGAGGCUUUCACCACCGAGUUCAGAGUUCACUGGGGUCAACACCCUCUGAGACCAGAGUUUGCAGAAAGCACCUACUACCUCUACAAGGCCACAGGCGACCCCUACUACCUCAGGGUGGGCCAGUCCAUAGUGGAAAAACUCAACGCCCAUGCCAGGGUACCUUGUGGGUUUGCAGCUGUGCAGGACGUCCGCACAGGGGCCCACGAGGACAGGAUGGACUCGUUCUUCCUGGCGGAGAUGUUUAAGUACCUGUACCUUCUGUUCUCUGAGAAGAACCAGCUUCACUUCGACAUCGACGACUACAUCUUCACCACCGAGGCCCACCUGCUGCCUGUCUCCCUGUCCACCUCACAGCCCCCUUGUCGGGGCAACAACACGGAAGCGCCCACUGCCUUGGAGGAAGACCUGUUUACCUACUCCUGCCCCAGCACCCAGACCCUUUUCCCCAACAACCCCUCCUUCGCCAAGACCAUAAGGGACAGCUACAAGUACCUGACUGGGGUGGGCCGAGCCUUCCACGCUUCGCCUGUCAGGGGCAUCGAGCUGCCGCUUCACGACCACGGUAUGGAGCCUGUUGAGUUUCUGAGGAACAUGGGCAUCUCCCUCACCCCACUGAGCGAGGCUGGGGCAACAGGGACACCGGGGGAGGUACAUAAAGGUGUUUACAGGGUGAAACUGGUGGCAGAGGUGACCCAGACCACAGAGGAGGAAGAAGUAGAGCCCCUCCUCGUUCAGCUCAUAUCCCCCCCGUUUCUGGGUAGAACGGUCCUGACUGCAGGACCAGCUAAGUUUGGAAUGGACCUUACCAAGCAGGAGCACGGGGUGAAGGGCAGCAUUGUGAAGACCUCCCCUUACACAGCGUGUGGACCCAUAGAGAACGCUGAGGACCUGAGCGGGCACAUUGCCCUGGCACUGCGUGGCGACUGCAUGUUUGCUGCCAAGGCCCACAGGCUACAGGAGGCUGGGGCUAUCGGAGUCAUCUUCAUAGACCACCGGGAGGGGAGUAACAGUGCAGAGACGCCCCUGUUCCAGAUGGUGGGAGAUGGAGGGUCCACAGCUGACAUCACCAUCCCCCUGGUGUUCCUAUUCAGCCAGGAGGGGGCGCUGCUCACCUCUGCUCUGGAGGACCACAGCAACGUCGAUGUACUGAUGCUGCCCAAAGAGAGGCGGCUAGGUAAGACAACAGACAAAGCAGACAAGCCCCUGGGGAAGAUGAACAUCAAGUUCCGCCUGGCGGAAGAGGGGGAGCUGGAAGACGGAGAAGCCAGAGGCCCCACCCUGCAGUUUGUCCUGGAGAAGGGAGAGGUAGUGUUGGAGGAAGAGGAGUACAAACAGCAAGGAGACAGCUGCUUGACACCUGGAGACGAUCAUAUGCCAUGUUUCUACGGACAAACUGCUGCCUCGCCUCCCUCCCACAGCGCCAACGACCCCAAUACAGACCCCUGAUCUCAGUUAGGUUCCUCAACCCCCUCCCACUGACCAAGGGCCUGGGCUCCCCAGCACUGAUCCCUGGUCGGUGUCCAGAUGCACGUUGACGUGCCAGAGAGGGCCCUGCUGCACGCUCUGGACUGGACUGACUCAAAAGGGGACCUUAGCAGUGUGACAGUCAAUCCCAUUGACUCACUCACUACCCCUUUUAAAAUCUGAGGGUGGUCUCGUACAGUUGAUAGUUAUUGGAACUGCAGUAUUUAUUAAUGUAUAGGAUGGGCAUGGGGCAGGUAGCUAGUUAGUCUUACCUUGCUACUGUAGCCUCAAGCCAACUCAGUUGUGUUGUGGAGAUGACCGAUUUAGUCAGAUGAUUGUAAGAGAGAAUUGAUAACAACACAUUUCAGAGAAAUAGCUGAGGUAAGUGUGGGAGGGGAUAUUGGGCUGAUAUAGGGAACCCACUUUGUCUGAGGCCUUGUGUUUGAGUCUCUGUACUGUAGGCUAGAUUGUGUUGAGCGGCUGCACUGACAAGGGGAUUGCUUUACUGUCCCCUGUAACAAGUUGGUAUUCUGUCAAUUCAGUGGCGUGUGAGUGAAUUUACAGUGUGGCUAGUAGUGUUAUUUUGAAGAUGAAUAGGUGAGGAAUGGGCUCUCCUGACCAAAGGGAUGUGUUAACACUCACAAGAAUGCUUUUAGCAAAAGGACAAGAUGCCAUUUUGGGUGAACCGAUGAGUUCAAUUUAAUUUAUUUUGUACUGUUAGCUAUAUCAGGGAAAUGUAAGAGUGAAAAAGAUGUGUGUGUGCAAUCGUUACUACACUACCAAAUCAAUACCUUUUAUCGACCUUAGUCAUGCAUGUUUCAUUUUUCAAAUGUCAGUCGGUUAUGUAAACACAAUACAUCAGUCCGAUUUCCGCAACAACUAAGAGCAUUGAAGCGCGAGGCUCAACUCCUCCGCCGUUUUGGGUCCCGUAUAAAACCACGUUGUAACAUGAAGUGCAGCCGCGCUCAUGCGCGGAUACUGUGUGAGGAGAAAGUCUUGCACUGCGCUUAAACUGCAUUUUUGUAGUGCUGCUCGUGGCAACGUCAUGACGCUGAGUCUACCAGCUCUAGGUUGGUACUCUGCCGAUCUUCACCACUGCCCCUGUGCCACCAGACGGCCUAUAAUGCCAUGCACUUCAGCACACCGGCAUCUUCCUCCUAGAGCUAUCGUCAUGGUGGGACCAUACAUCCAGGGACUUCUUCCCAAGCAGCUCACAGCACAUCAAACACACCGUUGGUGUUUUCUCUGUUCGGUGUCCUCAUUGCAAACAUCCUUUGUAUGAGUCUUUGUGUGUGUGUGUGACUCUUUGUGUGUGUGUGUGUGACUCUUUGUGUGUGUGACUCUUUGUGUGUGUGUG